This is a messenger RNA of Trichomonas vaginalis G3, 1152 nucleotides long. RefSeq names its product Clan MG, family M24, aminopeptidase P-like metallopeptidase. Gene Ontology annotation, molecular function: manganese ion binding; metalloaminopeptidase activity. The record is from RefSeq and is a predicted model, not a curated record. Lineage: Eukaryota; Parabasalia; Trichomonadida; Trichomonadidae. The transcript has a single exon. Gene Ontology annotation, cellular component: mitochondrion. Bases 1 to 1152 code for a protein of 383 amino acids.
AUGUUUACUGCAUCUGAAUUUACUGAGAGACGAAACAAGCUAUUAGACUUGAUCCCAGAGAAAGUUGCAACAAUUAUUGUUUCUGGUAGAGAGCCUUUGUAUAAAUCUCCAGGAAUUCCAUUUGAAUACUUCCAAUUCUCCGAUAUGAUAUACUUAACAGGUUACGAAAAUGUUUCAGGAACAUUAUUAAUGACGAAAGAUGGAAAUAAAUAUAAAUCUACACUUUUUUUGCCGACCAAGGAUAAAUUCUUCGAUCCAAAUGUUUUUGGAAAGAUAUCAUUCGAUGAAACACUCAAAACCAGUGGUGUUGACGAAGUUUUACCAAUGAAAUCAAUAGGUUCACAUAUUGUGGAUGCAAUCGGUAAAUCUAGACAAGUUUACUGCUCAUUCCCACCACACCAGUCUGGUCUACCACCAUUUAAGCCAUUAGCUCCUAUGAUUGACCAAUUAAGAAUCGUAAAAUCACCAAAAGAAAUCGAAUUAAUCAAAAAAGCGUGCGACAUAUCUACUAAAGCUCUUUCUAAGACACUUGAGAAUGUCAAGCCGGGCGUGAAUGAAUCAGAAUUAGAAUAUAAAUUUUAUUCUGAAAUUUCUAAAGGUGGAUCUAAUAAACUUGCAUAUCCAACUGUCGUAGCAUCUGGUCCUAACGCUUUAUGCUUGCAUUACCUCGAUAAUACACGUGUUGUUCAAGAUGGAGAAACAAUUAUGAUGGAUGCGGGCUGUUCAUACAUGAAUUACUGUUCAGACUUUACACGCUCAAUAUCUGUUGGUAAAGUUCCCGAAGUUAAACGAGCCGUUCUUGAAAUGGUAGAUUAUGUCAAAAAUGCGAUCGUUAAAUACGCAAAAGCAAAGCAAUUCCAGAAUCUAGGACAACUGCAUUAUACAAGCGAGCAAUUACUUCUUCGUGGAAUGAAAGAAUUAGGAUUUCCAUAUAAUCCUUAUAAAAUUCGCCAGAUUUAUCCUCACGCAUGCUCUCACUGGAUUGGUAUUGAUGUCCAUGACUGCGAUUCCAUUGGAUUUAACUAUCAACUCAGACCAGGAAACGUUUUUUCUGUUGAACCAGGUUUAAUUUUCGAUCCACAAUAUCCAGAAACGCCAAAAGAACUUGUAGGACUCGGAUGCCGUUUCGAGGAUACAGUUAUUAUUGAAUAA